AUUAUAUGAAAAAUGUGAUAUUUUGUUGUGUAGGUUUAAUUUAAUUCAUGGUUUUGGUGCCACUGUCUCCAUUUUGUUCACAAAGUACGACGUUUUCCUAAAUGUGUGUAUAAUUUUCAGAAAUGCGAGUGCAUUUUCUGAAACAAACAGGAAGCUCGUUCGCAGAUAAAGUGAUGGACUGAACAUCACCGUACUGAUUUGCCGAGAAGAACGAGCUCUAGCAUCAUAGCUAAGAUGCUGCAAUGUGUGUGUUUUUUUUUUUUUUUCUACGAACACGGCGUUUAUAUUUCUGUGAAGGAUGUGGUUUCUACAGCAGCUUCCUGACACGCUGUGAGGUGUGUGACAACACACAAGAGUUUUUCUCUCUGGCUCUCUGACAAAUCUGUGUGUGUGUGUUUACUCAGGAGGUUCUCUGGGGGUAAAGAGUGCCUGAGAGACCCUUUUCGAUCCUUUUUAGGGAGCUUUGGGGUGAUUAGUUCGGGAGCAAGACGCAAUGGCGUCGCUCCUGAUGCGUUUAUUUCGUGUGGGUGCAGAGAAGAAGAAGAUUCAGCACUAUGAGCACCUACGCAGGGAUGUGGACCCCGGUCAGAGCUGGGACACACUCGGAGAACUCGGGGAUGGAGCGUUUGGGAAAGUCUAUAAGGUUCAAAACAAAGAAAGUGGUGUGUUAGCAGCAGCUAAAGUUAUAGAUGUUCACAGUGAGGAUCAGCUGCAGGAUUACAUCACUGAAAUCAACAUCUUGGCAACCUGUCGCCAUGGCAACAUCAUCUCACUGCUGGAAGCUAUCUACUAUGAAGGAUGGUUAUGGAUCAUCAUUGAGUUUUGUCCUGGUGGAGCGCUGGAUGACAUCAUGUUGGAGCUGGAGCAUGGCCUCUCAGAGCAGCAGAUCAGUGAGGUGUGUUUCCAGACACUGCAGGCUCUCUUUUACCUGCAUCAGCACCACAUCAUCCACCGAGACCUGAAGGCCGGAAACAUUCUGCUCACCAUGGAGGGCCACAUCAAACUUGCUGACUUUGGAGUGUCAGCAAAAAAUGACAACACCCUCCAGAGACGAUCGACUUUCAUCGGGACGCCAUAUUGGAUGGCACCAGAGGUGAUAAUGUGUGAGACAUCGAAGGAGAAUGCGUACUCAUGUAAAUCUGAUAUCUGGUCUCUGGGCAUCACGCUGAUCGAGGCAGCUGAGAUGGAGCCUCCACACCACAAUCUGAACCCCAUGAGAGUGCUGCUGAAGAUCACCAAGUCUUCUCCACCCACACUGACCAACUCUCGAAUAUGGUCAAACCAUUUUCAGGACUUCCUGAAGAGGGCGCUACAGAAAAACCCCGAGUCACGAUGGGGAGCACAGCAACUACUCGCCCACCCAUUCUCAUACGCUGGCCGGAGCGGGCAAACCCUUAAGGAGCUCAUCGCUGAGGCUAAAGCAGAGGUCACUGAGGUCAUAGAGGCAGAGUCUCUUUCAGAUCUGCAUUCCUCUGUGGAUGAACUGACAACCAACACAGAGACACCAGUAAUGCAGGAUCCAGCAAAAGAUGAGUCAGAAAUCCCUCUGACGCCCUCAUGUGAAGAACCCCCUGAGGUUCCUAGUAAUCCCGAGCCAAACAAAGUCCCCAAAGUGACGCGUCGGGCAUCUGGUGCCCUCGAUAAGGCACAGAAGAGAGUGAGGCGUCUGUCUGUUCCGGGAAACCUCCUGUCUUUCCUGACUCGCCGUAAAUCAGGAAUCUGGAAUGAUGAUAUGAAACACCUGGGGAAUCAGGAGCAGCAGGAAGUCACCGUCAGCCACAGCGAAGGAGACUCAGAGAAAAGUCCACAAGAGACAGAGGACAAAAGGAUGGAAAAUGAGGAGAAAGCUGAGGAGGUGAAAGGUGGAUCCGAUCAGAGCCCGGAUAAACCUGCUGGAGAAACAGAAGAGAAACCAAUGCCAGAAAGAGACAUGGAGUGCAAGGACAUCGAUGCAAAUGGUCACAAAGAUGAAGAAGUGCAACAGGAAGAGGAUUUAUCUGAACAGGAAACACUACAGGAUACAGAAGUUAAGAACAGUCUAAAUGCUGAUCAAUCUAAAGAUGAGCAAACGUUUUGGAGAUGUCUUAGGGGACCGGUAGAAAAAGACGACAAGCUUGGAGUAGCUGAUUUGCAAAAUGUUCUGAUCGACACGUUGUGUUUGGAAACCUUAAACAGGAAAUGUGAAACAAAAGAGAGACGUUUACACGAUUAUCUGGAUUUGGCUGGAUAUGGCAAUGCUUCUAAAUUCUCGUCAACAGUGGAGUUAAUCAGAAAGCCGGUUGUGGAAGUGUGUGUUCCGGCUUCUGAGGAAAAGACAAGCGAGGAACGGACAGAGAGUGUAAUGCAGGAGGACGUGACAGAGGAUGGAGAAGGACAAGUUGAUGCUAAAGAGGAGGAGGAACAAAAGAUAGCUGAGGAUGGAGGCAAACAAGAAAAGGAGGUAGAUGUCAGGAACGAAAUAAUGGAAGACACAGUGAAGGAACAACAGUCUGAGAAUGCUGAAAAAACAGUGCGAAUAACUGAUUUAUCGAGCGAAGAAACAGCACAAGCCCAAAAUCAGCAAGAAUCACAACUGAAGGAAGAAACUGCACAAGAUGGACCAUCUGAAGCAGAACCAAAGAAAGAAGAAGCACCAGAAGAGAAGGAGUCCAGACAUGAUGCAAACUCCAACGAGAUCCAGAGUGCAGGAAACAGAAAUGAGGAUAACAACGUAACAACUGACCAUUCAGAUGAGCCUAGGACUCUCACAGAGACUGAUUCUCGGAACGACUCACUUGCAAAUGACACAGCAGAAACGUCAGAGCUUCAGACUGACAGUCCAGCAUGUAGCGAGACACAGAGAGAGGAAUUGAGCUCAGAAAAGACCAAUGGUGUUUGUUUAGACAAAAAGCUUACCAAAACCACCAAGCAGGUUAGCUUUGCACAUGCGCACGAACAAGUGGAACUGACCGAAAAGUCUCACAGCAUCUUGAACGGCAACUCAAAUGCAGAAGCACCUCACACCGAGUCAAAUGGUUUACUACAUCAUAACAUUAAUCAGCACAACGACGAGUCAGCGCUUUCACCACUAAAUGAAACGAAUUUACCUGUGGGCCGAAAAACGGUGAAGAAAACACGAAGAUUUAUGGUGGACGGGCGCGAGGUGAGCGUCACCACAUCAAAAGUAAUCAGCGAGAGAAAUGAUAAAGAACAGCAGAUGCGCUCAAUCAGGCGGCAGGAGUUGCAUGCUCUGAAACUGCUGCAGCGAGAGGAGCAGCGAGAGUUCACACAGCUGGAACAAAAACUACAGCAACAGAGAGAGCUGAUGUUCCGUCAUAUUGAACAGGAAAUGAGUAGUAAGAAGCAGUACUACGAUGGUGAACUGCAGCGUCUGGAGAAACAGUAUGAACAGCAGAGCCAAAAAAUAGAGACCGAGCACACGGCGCGUCUCCGGGAGGAAGCAAGACGUCUCAAAUCUCAGCAAGAGAAAGAGCUCCGAGCCCUUAAAAUGGACGCUAAAGAGGAGCAGCGUUUCCUGCAGAAGCAGCAGCAGGAGCUGAAUGAAGCGCUACAGAAAGGCGUACAGGAACACAAGAGGAAAGUGGCUUCCAUGGAGUGGGACAUCACUGUCAAAUCUCAGCAGCUCAAGAGAGCACGUGAGUCAGUGAUCUGGGAACUGGAACAGCGCCACCUGCAGGAGAAAUAUCAUUUAUUUAAGCAGCAGGUGAAGGAGCAGUACUCUCUACAGAGACAGCAGCUCAGCCGGAGACACAGCAAGGAUGUGGAGCGCGUGUCCCGAUUCCAGCUGGGCCUAAUGGAUGAGCAGAAGUCUUCUCAGGCUCAGGAAAGGACUCAACUCCAAAGGGCGCAACGUGCUGAGGUCAAAGGUCGCUUAAAUCGGUUUAGGCAAGAUCUGAGGAGGCAGGGGUUGAGCGGAGCCGAGCAGAGACAGAAACUCACACAGUUUAUGUCUGAGGAGGAGAGCAGGCAGAAGCAGGAGUUCAAGACUCUUCAGGAGAAUCAGGAGAUCCAGUUAAAGGAACUGCAAGAUCAGUGCGACUCCAACAUCACUGAGCUCCAUCAGCUACAGAAUGAGAAACUACAGCUUCUGGUGGAUAUGGAGAAGAAGAAGAUCAAAAGGUUGGAAGACGAGCACACACUGGAACUGAACGAAUGGAGAGAUAAACUAGCCUGCAGGAAAGAGGCACUGGAAGAAGACCUGGCUCGUAGAAAGAGAGAAUGUGAAGGAACAAGAAGACGAAGCGAACCAGAAGCCCGAUACGCUCGCCGCUCCAGAUUCUUCCCAAACCUCAGUUUUAACUGACCAACUCAACUUUAUGUGUUUAUGUAUAUACGCUCUAAAUGCACUCCGAUCACGUGGAACUGCGGCUUCUUCUGAUACGAACACAGAGCUGCAUUUCUCCAUUACUGCCAUGGAAGCCAGUGUGAAGUGGGAGGGUUGAGCGAUAUGAGCAAAAUACAUUACAAUACUCAUACAUGACAAAUUUUCAUAAUGCAUUCUAUUGAAAAAGAAAGAAAGUCAGUAUUAUAUCACGCCACAUCAAUCAUCCCUACUGUGACCUUCAGCACACCACUGAUGGCUUUCACGUAUAUAGUGUAAAUGUAGUAAAUAUAUACUGUAUGUGUAUAUAGAUGUGUCUGAUACGGUGAAUGUAAAUAACCCGACUGUGUGGCUUGAGAUUUGUACUAUUUUUAGUUUGUGGUAAAACUAUGCACAUGUCAGUGCAGUGAUGCUGCACUGUGUAUAUACCAAAAAUAUCUGACUCAUUUUGAUAUCAGCGAGUCAAAAUGACGUGACAUCACUUCCUCUUGGACAAUGAUACUUGUAUCUUCCUGUGUUUCAUAAUUAUUUUCAACACAAUCUCAUUAGCAUGUCCUGAUUUGAGGCAGCGCUUAAGUGAAAUUCAGUUUCACUUGCAUCAUAUGACAUAGCAACUCUCACUGGCCUUAAUUACACAAUAAAAAAAAAAAUAGUCUAACUAAUAUUGAAUGUGACUACUUGUUUGAAUUACACAAUACAGUAGAGGUCAUGCUGACUAGUGGCUCCUGGCAGUAACAAAACAGUGUUUUUGCUAGCUAGCUAGCAGGCUAACAUUCACACAGUGUGUUUAGGUGCCUGACUAGCUUAUCUGAUAGAGCGGACCUAUUUUGUUGUGUAAUUACACCCAGUGUUUUCGGACAAAAAUGGAAAAAUUUAAGUUUGUUAUAAACUUUAAUGAAAUGCAGCCUGUUCAACUAUUCUGUCAAUUAGAAACGUAUCAAACUGAGACUGAGAUAUUUUCAAUUUUAUACCAAUUCAAUUCUCUGAAGUGAUACUGUUUACACUACUGCCAUUUAUUUUG
Ictalurus furcatus (blue catfish) is the source of this 5342-nucleotide messenger RNA. Its product is annotated as STE20-like serine/threonine-protein kinase. Lineage: Eukaryota; Metazoa; Chordata; Actinopteri; Siluriformes; Ictaluridae. Gene Ontology annotation, molecular function: protein serine/threonine kinase activity; protein binding; ATP binding. Gene Ontology annotation, biological process: protein phosphorylation. The record is from RefSeq and is a predicted model, not a curated record. The coding region runs from base 494 to 4303 and encodes 1269 amino acids. The transcript has 17 exons.